Messenger RNA from Neoarius graeffei (lesser salmon catfish), 1921 nucleotides. RefSeq lists its product as uncharacterized. Bases 94 to 1602 code for a protein of 502 amino acids. The record is from RefSeq and is a predicted model, not a curated record. NCBI's taxonomy places the organism in Eukaryota, Metazoa, Chordata, Actinopteri, Siluriformes, Ariidae. The transcript is spliced from 2 exons.
UGCUGCCUCAGCUCGAGUUGUGCUCUACGGGGGAGUGAGUCUUCACAGUUCGUUGGAAUCGUUGGAACAUACAGUGUGAUUUCCUGAACCACUAUGGCACCAUGUUGGAAAAAUCACAAGAGUGCAGUAAAGGAAGGAGUUAUUUGCUUUGUGCUGGGAGCAGUGGGAGGAUGUGCAUUAGGAGCCACAGUGACUCCAGUACACCAGGCCAUGACUGAGAUUAUAUCAGGGUCACUACUGAAACCAAUCACUGACGGAGUGAGGACUGUGGGGCCACUGGGUUUGGGGACUUUACUGGGAGCGACUGCAAUAUCCACAACAAUGGCUUCGGCUGCAGCAGGAGUGACUGUGGCUGCUUUAGUUACUUUACUGCUCAUAACAAAACAGAAAAAUGAGUCUACGAGUGGAUUUGUGUGGAUUGCAACUGGGGUAGCUGCAUCCCUUGGCACAACAUUCUGUGGAGCAGCACUUGGGUAUAUUAUAGAGAAACACAUCAUGAGGUCUGGGAUUGUGGCACUACUCUGGGCUCUAGGGAUAUUCACUGCACUGAAAGCGUUCAUUCACAUUGUUGUACAGCUGGCAUUCAAGGAUUGGAAGUUCUGUAGCAUCAUUGUCACUGAGGCCGAAGAGCAAUGCUCUGAGAGACUGGACAUUUUGGAGGCUGAGCAGAGAGAGAAAGUUGCUGUGGAGAUUGAACAGAUGAUGAUAGCUUAUGAGACAGAUAAAAGCUUUGAUGGAAAGAGUGUGCAAGAUUUCAGAGCUGCCCAGGAGGCCCAGCGACAGAACAGAGAGGAACUAGAGAAACAGCGAAUGAAAGCAAGAGAGUUGACAUUGGUGCAAAGGAGCAUUAAGAAGCAUCUGACCAACAUCGUAGCCAAAUAUGUACAGCUUCUGACUUUCUCCAGCAUUCCAAUGACAGUGACUGCCACUGUAACAGCUGGGUUUGGAAUCUUUGGAUUCGGAGACUACAGAUUUGUUUUCGUUGUCCUAAUAGCCCUAGUCCUCUGCAUGGCCUUCAUGUUAAUGAGGUUGAUGCAUUUGAACUUCUGGAUGUUCACAGCCUGCAUUGGAAUGUUUGCCACAUUUGUCAUUGCUGUACUCACAGUGCAUGCAGGACAAGAAGCACUGGAGAUGUCUAUAAGAAUGCGAAAGGCUGGACAGGUGCUAAGUAAGGAGAACAUUUCUGCCACGAUGGACCACAAAGCUUCACUAGAAGCCAUAGCAUCAGGGUUUUUUGUAUCUAAAAUGUUCCAGAUUGCUUUAGGUGCCACAGUUGGAGGUCCACUGGAUCAGAAGGUGUUGGAUAAAGUUAUCGUGGGAGCAUCUAUUACAACUGUAGCUCUUCUUUCAGUUAUUGAAGCCUCAUUAGUAGCUCUCGGGAUUGGUGGUAUGGCAGGGGCAUUGAUGGGGGCACUAGGGGCAGCUGGGGUGUCUAUGGGGGCAGCUGCAGCUGUAGCAGUUCAGUGUUCCUCAUGGGCAGGGACCAUCAGCACCACAGCUGGGAUGCUGUUUGGAGCUUUAGCCAUUGGAAGCUGGGACAUCAAUAACAUUGCACUGCAGGUGCUUGUGGCCUACAUGUUUGCUAUGGUAAAUCCUUACUGACUGAUUUCUGGUGUAAGAACUGAGUACUUUAUCUAUAGCCCAGUGAAUGGUACUUAAAGAUUUACAUCUUCAGCUGGAGCUCAGUAUGGUGCUGCUCUAGUGCAAUUCUGAAUUUAUAUUAAACUUUUUUUUUUUUUUAAUCCUGUAGGGCCAUUUAAAAGUUCAACUACCAAAAGACCAGCUUUCAGUAAUCUGUGUUCAAAGUUAUACUCUUUACCACUGUACUGUAUCACGUGUGCUAAAGAGAGACUGAAUCACUUAUUCAGUACAUUUAUAAUCAUUUUUAACUGUAUGGAAUAAAUCUAUUUUUUAAAGACCU